AUGAGCAAAAGUCCCCCUGCCCCCCUUCGGUGGGGCUUCCUCGGCUGCGGCCGCAUCUCGUCGGACUUUAUCAACGCCAUCAAGUCUUUUGAUAGCCUUGUGCUUCAAGCUUGUGCUGCACGUUCCUUACCGAGUGCCCAAGCCUUUGCCAACGAGCAUAUGGUCCACGAAGCGUACGGAUCCUAUGAAGCUCUUGUUGCAGAUUCUCAAGUAGAUGUCGUCUACAUUGGCACGCUCCACCCGUGGCAUUAUGAGCACACAAUGCUGGCUUUGAAGCACGGGAAGCACGUGCUCGUGGAAAAGCCCAUGACCAUGAAUGCGGCUCAGGCGUCAUCUGCAAUUGCUCUUGCACGAGAGGAGCAAUUGUUUCUCGCUGAAGGCAUGUGGACUCGGUUUUUCCCUGCUGUCCGCUACGUUCGCCAACUUUUAGUGGACAAGGUGAUUGGGGACGUUCACCACGUGCAUGCUGCCUUUGGCGUCCAGUACGAACGGGACAACGUCCGGAUGUGGCACAAUGAGCUUGGAGGGGGAGGUCUUCUUGAUAUUGGCAUUUACCCGCUCGCGUUCGUCACAAUGGUCUUCGGUGCACAGCCAGACAACAUCGUAUCGGCUGGCAAGCUCAAUGACGGGCAAGUGGACAUUUAUAACUCUGUCACGCUCGAGUACAGCAACCUUCGCUUCGCUACUAUCCAGUACACAAUGCUAGCUACGUUGGAUGAGACCGUCACUAUCACUGGCAGCAUGGGGCGCAUUCACUUGCCUGCACCAGCUCACACGGCAAACGAAGUGAGAGUGAUCAAAUACCAACCAAAUGGCUUGGAGGAAGAGACUAGGUCUGUCUUCCCGUGGCCAACAUCGGUUCCAGGCGCUACGUUCAAUUACGGAGGCUCAGAGGGAUUUUUCUACGAGGCCGAAGCUGUGAUCAACGCUGUACGCAACGAACAGCUCGAGCUAGAGGAGUAUCCGCUUGAUGAAUCGCUUCAGAUUAUGACCAUAAUGGACAAGAUCCGCUCCGACUUGGGGCUUGUCUACAGUGCGGACCUCAAUUGA
This is a messenger RNA of Hyaloperonospora brassicae, 1050 nucleotides long. The record is from the annotation of a GenBank genome assembly. Lineage: Eukaryota; Oomycota; Peronosporomycetes; Peronosporales; Peronosporaceae.